AUGGCAAGUUUAUCGAAAUCCGAUAUUGAAAAAUUGAUAAGAAACCGAGAUCCAUCUGUUUCAUAUGCUAAACCAAAAAAAGCGUUCAGUGAACAUUGGAACAAUUAUUCUCAAGUGUUUGUUAAUGGUAUUCCCCAACAUUAUAUAUGUUGUUCAAAUUGUGAAAACUUACUUGCAUGGAAAACUGGAGAUGGAUCAACUAAUUUAAAAAAACAUUCACAAUAUUGUCGUGAUAAAUCUCCAGGCAAUCAACAGUUAGUAACAAAGUUUAUGUCAAGUAACAAUGGAAAUAAUGAACGUUUGAUUCGAAUGAUUAAAAAAAAUUUAAUAACAGCAGCUGCUGAAUUUUGUGCUAUUGAUAAUCGACCAUUUUCUUUAAUUCAAGGUAAUGGUUUUCAACAUUUAGCUAAUGCAAUUUAUGGUGCUCGUCGUGCAUUGUCUGCAUUUAAUCCGAUUGAAUCACUUUUACCCGAUCGAACAACAAUCAGUCGUGAAAUUGAUAGAAUUUUUUUUGAAGAUCGUGCAAAAUUAAUUAAUUUAAUUCAAUCGGUAAAACAGUAUUUUAUUACCAUUGAUUUUUGGACAGAGCCAUAUACAAAAAUUGGUUAUGGUGGUUUAUCAAUUCAUUAUUUUGAUGAUAAAUUUGGUUUAAAUGUAUUUAUUUUAUGCUGCAAGGCAUACAAAUUACCAAAUCAACAAGCCAAUAAUGUCCGUCUUUUUACAGAAAAUAUUCUGCGAUCAUUUAGUUUGGAACUCGACAAGAAUACUUUUAUUGUAUGUGACAAUGAAAAUAAAAUGCGUGCUGCAUUUCGUCAUGGUGCUGUUCGUGUUGGUUGUUCAGCUCAUUUUUUAAAUAAGAUCGUUGAACAUUCAUUAACCUUGCCAACAAUUGGUUGUGAUGAUAUUCAAAUGAUGUUCAAUAAUGUUCAAGAUUUAGUUAGUUAUUUACGUCGUUCACAUAAUCAAUCUAAGUUAUCAAAGCGUUUACAAUUGUUCACAAAAACACGUUGGAAUUCAGGCUAUUCAAUGAUUUACAGUUUUAUUACAGUUUAUCCAGAAUUAUCUGGUGUUGUAAAAGAUCCAGAACAAAAACACAAAUUGGCUGCAAUUGAUUAUGAUGUUCUAUUGGAAUUUAGCAAUUAUUUUAAAUAUUUCGUCAAGGUGACAGAAGUAUUAUCAGCUGAUAAACAUCCAACUAUUCAUUUAGUAUUGCCGUUAAAACAAUGGUUAAUCAAUUUAUCAAAACCAAAUGCACAUGAUUCUGCUGCAAUUGCUUCUUUGAAAAAAUACAUGCAUCGUGAAAUUGCUUCAUAUUGGGAGCUUGAAGAUGUACACUUUAUGGCUGUCAUUUUACAACCAAAUUUCAAAUAUUUACAUGUAUGUCCAGCUGUUAAAGACAAAUGUUAUAAUUUAUUAAAUGAUGAAAUUGAACGACGUCGUGCAGAAUCACGAUCUUCAUAUGCAUCAAGUAGUUUGUCUUAUCCGACAACUACAUCACAACAAACAACAGAAGAAAAUGAUGCUGAUAUUAUUGAAUCAUGUUUUGAUCUUGAACAAUCUCAAACAAGACAACAACAUAUGAAUGAUGAAUUUGAAAGCUACUUGAAUGAAGAAACAAAAUUAAAACGAAAUGAUGAUUUAUUUCAAUAUUGGAUACAACGUCAACAAAAAUUUCCGAUAUUGUAUUCAAUAGCAAAAGAUAUUUUAACUAUACCAGCAACUAAUACGUGUGUAGAACGUUUAUUCUCAGCAAGUGGUGCAGCUGCUACUGAAUCACGUACACGUUUAAGUGCCGAUAAAUUAGAUAAAUUGAUGUUUUUGAAAAAAAAUCAUUUGGCUUUAAAAUUUAUUACAAAUUCAACAUCACCUGAAACAAAUACAACAGCAUCGGCAUCUUAUGAUGAAUUAUCAAUAAAUGAACGUUCCAAAGAUCUUUUGGAUCAUCAGAAAAACAAUACUAUUGAAGAACAAACUGAUGAAGCAAAUAAUGAUGAUGACUAUUUUUUUUAG
Molecule: messenger RNA, 2010 nt
Organism: Rotaria sp. Silwood1
Lineage: Eukaryota; Metazoa; Rotifera; Eurotatoria; Philodinida; Philodinidae
Source: the annotation of a GenBank genome assembly